Messenger RNA from Ostrea edulis (European flat oyster), 933 nucleotides. RefSeq lists its product as uncharacterized. Bases 1 to 933 code for a protein of 310 amino acids. The transcript has a single exon. Lineage: Eukaryota; Metazoa; Mollusca; Bivalvia; Ostreida; Ostreidae. The record is from RefSeq and is a predicted model, not a curated record.
AUGGAACAUCCUGAUGAAAUCGAUAUGGAAACUUUUAACAAAGUAUUAAUAGAAAAUAGUCAACAAAUACUUGGCCCAAAGAGAAAGAAAAAAGAAGAAUGGAUUUCAGAUAAAACAUGGAAAAUAGUAGAAGAACGAAAAGAGAAGAAAAGUAAAAUCUUAUCCACAAAAUCCAAGAGGCAAAAGGACCAACUCCAGGCAGAAUAUCGGGCUAUUGACAGGGAAGUAAAGAGGAGUGCAAGAGCUGACAGAAAGGCAUACACUGAAAAGCUAGCUUAUGAGGCAGAACAAGCAGCUUCUAAACAAGUCAUGCAUACCCUCUAUCGAAUUACAAAAACAUUAGCAGGCAAAUUUCAGUCAUCAGAGCUACCAAUUAAAGACAAACAGGGAAAUGUACUAUCAAAAGAAGAAGACAUACUGAAACGCUGGAAGGAACAUUUUGAAGAAGUAUUUAAUAUGAAAGACCCAAAGAACGAGGCAAUAAUAUUACCAGCCACGGACACAUUAGAUAUUGAUACUGAUCCACCAAGUAUAGAAGAGGUAAAAAAGGCAAUCACCAAACUUAAAAAUGGAAAAGCUGCAGGCAUUGAUCAGAUACAUGCAGAGCUCUUCAAGGCCGAAGAAUACUGGACACCUACACUUUUGACAAAUAUCCUACAGAAGAUCUGGGAAUCAGAAAAAACACCAUCCUUCUGGAAAACUGGCCUUAUAGUUAAAUUACCAAAGAAAGGAGACCUCUCAAAUUGUAACAACUAUAGAGGAAUAAUGUUGCUUUCCGUUACCAUGAAGGUUCUAAGCAGAGUGAUACUGGACAGAAUUGCAGAAGUAACAGAUCCCUUACUGCGUCAAGAACAAGCAGGCUUUAGGAAAGGGAAGUCGUGCGCUGACCAGCUAUUCGCUCUCAGACAAAUUCUAGAACAAAGCAAUGAAUGA